Messenger RNA from Dovyalis caffra, 228 nucleotides. The record is from the annotation of a GenBank genome assembly. NCBI's taxonomy places the organism in Eukaryota, Viridiplantae, Streptophyta, Magnoliopsida, Malpighiales, Salicaceae.
GAAAAAGCUUCACCAUCCUCGCUAAAGUACAAAAUAAAAAAUUUGGACACAAGCGUUGGAUUAUGGGAAAUUCGCCUUGCUACUCGGCCUAAAGUGCCAAAUGAGGAUGGCAUGACAUGUUUUAAAUUCUCGAACGAAAAUCCUACGGUUGUUUCCAAAUCAUGGCUUGGGGAAUUUGUCAAGAUGGCGAUUGUUAGUUACGAUGCUCGAGAUGAAAAUCCUAUAUUC